ACGCCACCUUCGACACCGCCGAAAUCCCGAUCACGCCUCGUUUCGCCUAGAAAACUGCCCCGGAUUCCGAUGACACCGCACCGCCCUAGUUCCGACAUGUUCUGGAGCCAAGACUUCGUCGACGACUGGAACGAUGAGCAUUCGCCUCGGAAGCAGCUGUUUCCGGACGCGGCCGCCUCCCGCAGCAAGAGCCCGACAAAGCAAGGUCCCGAACGGAGACCCGAGAUCGCUACAGCCGUAAAGCGCCAGUCAGACCGCGAGGCAAAAAGGGCCUUCGAAAAGUCGAAGCACGAACUAGCCGAAAAGUUCCUUCAUGAGCUCGACACCGUCAUCACCAAGGGCAAGAUGGCCAAGCUGACGGCUUCCACUGGCGGCGUCCGGCUCGUCUGGAGCAACAAGCUGAAGACUACCGCCGGGCGGGCCCACUGGAAGGGCGAAAGACUCCGCGCCGCGGUGCCUGAGGGCGCCACCCCGACCGACGCGAAUAGCAGCAGCACUACAGACAACAAGCCCAGAUGCAGGCACCACGCCUCGAUCGAGCUCGCCGAGAAGAUCAUCGACGACGAGGACCGGCUGGUGAACGUGAUCGCGCACGAGUUCUGCCACCUGGCCAACUUCAUGAUCAGCGGCGUGACCAGCAACGCGCAGGCGCACGGGCGCGAGUUCAAGGCGUGGGCGGCGCAGGUGUCGCGCGCGUUCGCGGACCGCGGCGUGCGCGUGACGACCAAGCACUCGUACCGCAUCAACUUCAAGUACGUGUGGCGGUGCGCCGCGUGCGGCCUGCUGUACAACCGGCACUCCAAGAGCAUCGACCCGUCGCGGCACCGCUGCGGCGUGUGCCGCGGCGAGCUGGCCCAGAUCAAGCCCGCGCCGGCGAAGAACAAGAAGAAGAAGACGGAGGAAGGGGAGCCGGCGAAGCUGAGCGGGUACCAGGAGUUUGUGAAGGAGCAGAUGCGGCUGUUGAAGGAGGAGAACCCGAGGAGUCCGCAGAAGGAGAUCAUGAAGAUGGCGGCCAGUCGGUGG
This is a messenger RNA of Thermothielavioides terrestris NRRL 8126, 1023 nucleotides long. RefSeq lists its product as uncharacterized. Gene Ontology annotation, cellular component: nucleus. NCBI's taxonomy places the organism in Eukaryota, Fungi, Ascomycota, Sordariomycetes, Sordariales, Chaetomiaceae. The annotation marks the transcript as partial. The record is from RefSeq and is a predicted model, not a curated record. The transcript has a single exon.